Lasiosphaeria miniovina is the source of this 576-nucleotide messenger RNA. Its product is annotated as Rpp14/Pop5 family-domain-containing protein. The transcript has 2 exons. Gene Ontology annotation, biological process: tRNA 5'-leader removal. Gene Ontology annotation, molecular function: ribonuclease P RNA binding; ribonuclease P activity. The record is from RefSeq and is a predicted model, not a curated record. Bases 1 to 576 code for a protein of 191 amino acids. Lineage: Eukaryota; Fungi; Ascomycota; Sordariomycetes; Sordariales; Lasiosphaeriaceae. Gene Ontology annotation, cellular component: nucleolus; multimeric ribonuclease P complex; ribonuclease MRP complex.
AUGGUGCGUCUCAAAGAUCGCUACCUGCUGGUCAACAUCAUCUACUCUGAUGUGCCAGCGGGGCAGCAAUCAAAAGGUGCAGGCGCCGUGCCCGACCUGCUCGUCUACAACCAGCCCACCACCGGAGAGCUCAGACCGCAGCUGCUGCUCAAAAGCAUCCGAGCCGAGGUGGCCGCGCUCUUCGGCGACUGCGGAGCUGGCGCCAUUGACCGCAGCCUUCAGGUGAAGUAUCUUUCUACAGCAACGUCGACAUUCAUCUUGAGAAUCUCACGGUCUCACUACCGGCUGGUCUGGGCUGCUCUCUCAUUCAUGCACCAUGUCCCGGUAAGAAACGGGAGGCCGUGCAUUUUUCGCGUGGUGCGCGUCAGUGGCACCAUCCGCAAGGUUGAAGAGGAAGCUGUGCGACGCGCCAAGCUUCUGAUCCUCGCGGCCAAGCGCGAAAUGGCCGGCAAGAGCUCCGGCGCCCUGGAUGCUCUCUUGCGCGGCAAAGACGAUGCACGCAACCUCACAAUGGUGGUGGACCCAGAUGAUGAUGAUUCCGAACCCGAGAACGGCUCGGCCAUGGAUGGUGGCUGA